AUCCAUGAUCCUGAGCUUCAUUCCCUUUAUGUUCACUCUGUUCUGUGAUGUAACCACCAGUUCUAUGUAUGAAGCUGAGUUUAAUUUACACACACAACACUGCCUUCGAUCUGAAGAAACACCCAUCUGGAACCGUACCUUUCAUUUCAACAACCGUAGUCUCCAUUUAAUGCUGGAGGUGACUGAUAGACCAUCUCAUUGGGUCCUGAACUACAUUUUUGGUAUCCUGGCACAUGAACGUUUGGGCUACCAGAAUAUUACUUUUGUACACCGCGCUUGGGAUCACCCGUCGGAGGCGAUACGUCGUUUGGUAUGCGGCGAUUCCGGGUGCACCGAACUACCCGAGGUGCAUAUUAAUCUAGAACUAUGGUUACCACUGGGAACCACGACAAAUUUUUGGGCGUCAGCCAACCAGGUGUUUGACCAUGGCCCUCUGGGUCCAGUUACCCGCUGGGCUCUGAUGGCUAUGCCACAAUUUGUCGAACAUCUGCACUCCACAGAGUUGUUGAGUCUUUCCUCCUCCUGUGCCGCUGAUUUCGAUCAACUCUCAUCUGACACUCGUCCCUUGAAAGGUGCCCACCGGUCCUCCUUUGUCAACUGCCGCAACUUGAACUGUUCGCGGUACCGUAAUGAUCUCUUGGCAUUUCUGCUUGGAAGCACCAGCCAGUCUGAUUCCAUCCCUAACUCGGCGGCUUCUCCCCUCAAUUCUUCCUCAAACUGUGUCCUACUCAGUUGGUACCCAAACGGCCUUGCGACUACUAAUUCUUCGUUUAAUGCUCUACCCAUACCAAACUGUGAUUCGUCCCAUUUGAUCCGUAGCGGACCUGAUUCCUUCAAACACCACCACUUCAUGCUUCCUGAGAAGCACUCUACCAGUUCAGACUGUCGCUUCCAGUCGUUUCAAGCAACGAAAUUAUCGUGGGCAGAAUUGGAGACAAGUCUUCCACUGAUUCAUCAACUUGUGAACCGCAUGCGUCUAUCCCAGAUCGAAUAUCAAGAAUUACUUACCGCGGCUCUCUCAGUCUCUCCUCUUCUCACCGAAAUCGAACUGAAGUUGCACUAUUACAAUGUCGCUUGCGAUUGGGUUCGUCGACAUCGCACACUUUGGAAACAAUGGACUGAAGGUUGGAACGUGAAGCAAAACCUCACUAUCGCCGGUUUAUUUACUCUGUAUGGCAAAUGGUUUAUCCCGAAUCUUCACGAUGUUGCUGUUCAAGCCGUCGAACUUGUGAACUCGUCUCCAGAUUAUUUCGCAAACACCGAAUACGCACUUACACUGGAUGUACGAAAUUUGACCUGCGUUCAAGAAAUUGUGGUAGAUGAUUACUUCGGUUUGCAGCUCAUCGCUUCGGACAAGAAAUUAAUUGGUGUCAUCGCGGCUCUCUGCUCCGACUCCAUCGAACCUGUGGUCGAAGUCGCUAAUCAUCGUCAACAGCUAGUCAUCAGUCCGACAGUUGAAUCCUCCAAAAUACUGGAGAAACAAAUAUAUCCUUAUUUCUUCCGCACAGUGCCUUCGAUGUUGAAUGCGAACAUGGCCUUGAUUAGAAUCUUUCUCCUCUGGAGUUGGCAUCGGGUAGCACUAUUUCGCAAAGAUGAUCACUUCUUCGAUCCGCGCCUUUUUCAAGCCAACGGAAUCGAAGUUAUUAUUGAUGUUGAAGUGUCCGAAUCGGAGCUCACCUAUGACGUUGUGCAGAGAAAUUUGAAAGAGAUGCUGGAGCACAACAGUCGAAUUUUCAUCAUUGAACAUUUCGCACAAGGCACAGCAAUGAUCCUGUGUGCCGCUUAUCACCUGAAUUUGCAUUUCGAUGCUGGCUACGUGUGGUUCAUAAAUCCGUGGCUCGCAGACGGUUGGUGGCGUGCCGCAGACGUGCUCCCCGAUCAAUGCACUCUGAACGAGAUGAACAACAUCACCGCAUGGACUUUCACAGUGACGCACCAGUUAGUGGUGGCUCCGAUGCUUCACAGUUCUCUUCAACAACAACAGCAGCAACAACAGCAAUAUCGGUCACCCGCUGUCGCCUCAGUGAAUCGCCACUUUCUCCGGCGCACUCCGCGGAACACGGAUCUUAAUCGCCUGACGCCUGAUGACAUCACCAAGCGUUCCAUCCCAGUUAUGAAUACCGUCUCUUACAGCGGAAACGAUUAUGCAAUCUACACGUACGAGUCAGUUUUGGUCUUAGCCACUGCGUUGAUCCGCUUGCUACGUAGUAAUCCCAGUGCUAUAUCCAUCUUCGAUUCUCCGGACGUCACAGAAAUCUAUCGGGAUUUCGUCGCCAACAUCAGCUUCGGAUACCAUGACUUUUGGGAUGGCUACUCGGUGAAUACAACUAGCUCGUUUGAGGGUCUCACCAGUUUCGUGUCCCCCGGGGAAUUCUACAACACUGACCGCGAAGAUGACAACAUUGUGUCUUACCUUCGUUUCAACGACUUGAACGAACGUAUUGCGGAUUAUUGGCUCCUGAAACAACAUCAAGUGAAUCGAACCAUUCCCAUAGUGAUGAUGUACGCGAAAGGAAACCUAUCCAGUGACGCACUCAGUCGGUUAGACAGUGCGGCCAUCCCUUCAGUGGAACAGUUCAGUCGAUUCGUCACCGAUCGGUGGCUAGUGCCAGCGUAUUGGGGCAAAAACGACGGUAUCCCUGGCGACGGAUCCGAGAGUGGCGAAGAUUGUACUUUCCAUUUCAUCAGCCACAUGUUUGGCGUCAACUGCUCCACCUCGGUCACCAUCUUCUCCAUCGCUCUGGUCGUUCUCAUCGCGCUACCUCUGUUCCUCUUGUUCCUUGUCUAUUAUCGACGGAAAUUGCGGGAAGCCGAGAGACGCAUUCGCCAGCCUUACGAAGAGCUGUGUGCCGAAUUGGCAGAUAUUGACAUCCCAUCAGCUGAUGUCGUUCUCAAUCGCAGAGUUGGUCAGGGGGCUUUCGGUAUGGUUUUUGGCGGCGAGGCUAAACGCAAAGGCACUUGGGAGGCCGUCGCUGUCAAAGUGAUCAGUGGCAAAGCAACCUACGAGGGUAAAAGAGAUUUUCUUUCUGAAGCCAAACUGAUGCGCGAACUGGAUCACAAGAAUGUUGUUCGCCUUGUGGGGAUUUGUUUGCGUCCACGUGAGAGCCAUCUGUAUUUAAUCAUGGAGGUCAUGUUGCUUGGGGACUUGAAAACCUACCUUUUGUCCCGCCGCGUUACCGCUCAACAAAAUCCCGAUCAUGAAGAUAUCAGACCAUCCACUCUGACUCAGAUGGCUAUCGAUAUCGCAGAAGGUCUCGCUUAUUUACACCGGAAAUUUCUGGUUCAUCGUGAUAUUGCCUGUCGCAAUUGUCUCGUGGGUUCCGACAGAACUGUCAAAAUCGGUGACUUUGGUUUAACAAGGAAGUUCACGAAUCCCGAAAACGAAGGUUAUUAUCGAUUUACACGAAACUGUGAGUUACCCAUCCGAUGGAUGUCCCCUGAAGCGGUGCAGUUUGGCGUAUUCAGCGUACACUCUGACAUCUGGUCUUAUGGUAUCGUUCUCUACGAGAUCAUCACGUUCGGCGUGUUUCCGUACGACGGCCUCGGUGAUGUUGAAGUGGUCGAACGCGUGAAACAGAUUGGUUUCAACAUUUUGAACUUCCUACCACCCGCGGCUCUCAAUACUACUGUCGCCGGCCUCAUCAGUCAGUGUUGUCAACACCAAUGGCAGCAUCGCCCAGUUUCCAUGGUUCCUGUCAUCAAACGAUUGCGGGAAAAUCCGGACUGUGUUCGGCCUUUUUUGACCGCGGAACCUCCGAAACCGAAUCGCGCCAUCGAUGCUCUUCCCUUUCAACCAGGAGCUGGUGCAUGCAUGAUGUCUGAAAGUGCAGUGGCUCCUGAGGGGCCAAACCCCGGCGCCAACAGUAAUCCGGUUGGUGCACUGACCAUUACGGACUCCGCGUCUACCAGCUAUGGGAUUACAAGUGUCGUCACAGGAGGAGCACGUGGGUUCCACAGCACCACUGGUAGCCUCGUGGGGAUUGGACGUUCCUCCUUGAUUCACUAUUCGACCGAUUCAUUCGCUGAUGCCGCUGCAGUCGCCCUGCGCGCCCUGAACGCCGAAAACUCGGCCUAUCCUCUUUGUCGUCGACGGCACAGAACGGCUGAUGGUGCAGUCGGCAUUGGAAAAAGCGGUUUUCUUCGCCGUGCCACGAGUUCUUCCUCUGGCGGAGGCGGUUGUUCCAGCCGCAACGGUCACGGCUCACAGGUCAGCGUGAUGGACAAUGUGUGUCCCACUGUGUCACUCAACCCAGAAUUUUUGCAGGGUUGGUACGGAAUGACUGAUCCAUCACCUUACAAUAAAACUGUGAGACACUCACCCUAUGUUCACUCAGAAGGCAUCAGACGAGAAGAAAAGCUCACCGGAAGACCCGAUGUGGUUCGAAAAUCAGACAAAAGAGAUCACGGGGCACUCGAACUCAUUCCUAUGCUUCCUAGAGAAUCCCUGGAGCAAACCGAGGUCGGGCCUCAUUAUCUUGUGAACGGCCCGACUUCAUGCACCGGCACCGCACAACCUACCUCUGGUUCCCUGUGUCAAACUACCUCAGCGGUCUUACGGUCUUUAUCCGCUGAACACUUGCUAUCCGAGCAGAAUCGCUGCAAAGUGGUCUACGCAUGCACUAAAAGUGCACCCGAAAAUCGUCCCAUUCCUAUUCACGAGAUCGAUAAACAAUGUACUGACCCUAAUCUGUUCUCAGACUGUGAUGCCUCUAGGAGAUUUCACUCGGGACGCCACUCUUCCGGACACACCCCAUCCACCUCAACCGGCUUACCCAGCACUCGUUCGGUUGUUGGUAAUGCGUCAAGCUUACUGAAGUCCAUCUUACGGGUGCUUACGCGUACACACAAGAGUACCGCUCCUCCCCUAAUCACACGCAAUGUUUUACGAACCACCAGGUCGUCCUUAUCGUGUCGCGCUUUAGCCGAUCCGCUAUCCCGGUUUCCCAAUGAUUCGCAACACGUGUCCACUUUUUGUCCUCCCCUCAUGGCAGCCCAGCUGUCCGUCAGCUGUGCUCAGUUGCCAGGGCACUCAGCACCAGUGGUCUCGGGCCUGUCAGCACCACCUGUGAUAAAUUCGGCUACCAGCGAACACCACUUCUUCCCCACAUGCAGUCUGACGGACGUCGCUUCUGAUCACCCUAAUCUGGAGACAGUCAUCACGCCUAACACAUCCGCCCCGCAUUGUGUGAUCGAUGUUUGUCCCGUCGAAUCCGAUGUGUCUAACCUGUCAUCCAAGGCACCUAGUUUGUCCAAACCACUCAGUCAGGAGCAACCAUCUUCCACGCCCUCGCCGCAUCGUCAAACAUCUCGUGAUGCUGCGUCAGUGAUGAGUGAUUCACCUGGUUUUUACCUCGUUUGAUCUUACUUUUACCCGAUAACACUACCAAGUCUCCCGGUACAGCGCCAACAUUUUUCAGCCACCCGAAACCCCCAUUUGCUGCUGUUCUUUUUUUGAUCCCACUUCAUAGUUCAUUCCCACGAGUAUGAUUAUUCUUCAUUCACUGCUCUGGUGCUCCGUUUGUACGCCUUCGCAUUGCCACUUGUGAAUUUAGAGAUAACCGCACCCAUCCUCUAUCUUUUACAUAGUAUUUACCUUAUCGUAUAGACAUGUGUGUAUCGCUGCGCUUUUUCUCUCUCUCUCUUUCCUUUUGCCUUGAAUUCACUACUCUUUGUCGGUCAUGUCAACCAUCGUGGCUUCUUCAUUUAUACAUCCCGUGGAUCUCCCAUCUACACGCAAUCGCAUCAUGCAUCUUCAUGGUUGUCUGUUUUCUCUUCAACUUUUUCACUCAGAGAAAAUACCUAAGCUUUACUUGACUCCUUUCUCUUUUGUUGUACAGCAUAAAACAAGCUCCACUACCAUUUUUUUGUACCCGGUAUUCCAUCCGGCCUUGCGAUCUCUGUUCGCACUCGGGCGGUGGCAUACAGAUAUGUGUAUAUGCUUGUGUAUAUCUCUAUGUCUCUUCUCAUCUCUUUUCUUCAAGUAAUCUCCGGUUUUGCUUGAUUUCAAACUGCAUCAACUCAGGAUUGUUUUCGUUUCCUCCCUCUUCACUUAACCUUUGAUUUCUUUGGGCAUACUUGGAAUAUGCCUUUCGUUUCGUUAUUUACAAGACUGUCCGAUUAUUUGCAGAAAAAUAAACGUGCAUUUCAGCUCGACGCCGACUACCUUGCAGCGCAGAUCUCAGGCGCUCUCCUAUGUACCUCUGGGUCACCAUGUGUCUUUUUGCCCUCUCCUUGCAUGCAGUGUCUACGUAGGCGUUCGUUACCCUCCUCUUCCCAAUUUGUUGGCGUUUUAAUCCAAUUUGGAAUAUUUUUACUUUUUCGAAUAGAUUCUGGCUUUU
This is a messenger RNA of Dicrocoelium dendriticum, 6338 nucleotides long. The record is from the annotation of a GenBank genome assembly. Lineage: Eukaryota; Metazoa; Platyhelminthes; Trematoda; Plagiorchiida; Dicrocoeliidae.